Sapajus apella (tufted capuchin) is the source of this 1896-nucleotide messenger RNA. It is a transcript of the gene NT5DC4, whose product is annotated as 5'-nucleotidase domain containing 4. Gene Ontology annotation, molecular function: 5'-nucleotidase activity. The record is from RefSeq and is a predicted model, not a curated record. NCBI's taxonomy places the organism in Eukaryota, Metazoa, Chordata, Mammalia, Primates, Cebidae.
AUGUUGAUCCCAAGUUCCGUGGAACUGACUCGGGGAGCCCAGGAGCCUGUGCUAGUCCAUCUGCCUGUGGCUCUUGCACCAACAGCUCAAGCAGCUCCUGUUCCUACGGGUGCUGUCCUGGUUCCACGCCUCCAGAUGGAUCUGGCUGCACCACCCCAGGCCACGGGACCUGGAGCGCCUUCCUGUGGGAGGAGUAUAUUCUUUCGCUUCCUCGGCUUUAGCCUGGGAAGAGGGUGGGAGUUGUACACACCAAGUCCAAGUCAAAGCCUGAAGAACCAGUGUGAACUUCUGCUUUGUGUCUUUGUCCGUGACCAUGAGGAUGGAGAUAGGAGCUGGGCUGUUCCUUCAGCUUGGGCUCUCAAUAGUGCCUUCCUAGACUACUGCAGUGACUUCUCAGCAGCUCUGCUUUAUCCGGGCUUCCAGUGCCUCCUUGAGCUGACACCAGAGGCAGCUCUAGAAACGUGGUGGAGCAUCCUCAUCAUGCUCAAGAUGCUGCCCGGCUCCCACCACCUGCAGGAUCAAGCUGCAGGUGGUGCUCUGCUCUCCUCUGCUGGGUCCGUCCUCAGGUCUUGGAUUCUGGGUCGCUGGCGGGCUGAUGCCAACAUCCUCCUCCCUCUCCCCCGGAUUUUUGUCAACUGCAGCCUGAUGCUGGGGAAGAUUCGUUGCUUUGGCUUUGACAUGGACUAUACUCUGGCCGCGCCUGAAGCCUACAAGCCCCCAGCCUAUGAGGCCCGAGUUGAGCUGCUGCUGGAGUGCCUGGUGUGCAGUGGGUACCCACUCGAGAUCCUGUGCUAUACCUACAACCCCACCUUCCCCACCAGGGAGCUGGUGUUUGAUGCACUCUGUGGGAACCUGCUGAAGGUGGACACCCACGGGAAUGUGCUGUUGGGUGAUGGCUUCACCUUCCUCUCAGAGGCAGAGAGCUGGAGCUUCUACCCCGGCAAGUUCAUUCAGAGGGACGACCUGCAGCGCUUCCACAUCCUCAACACACUCUUCAACCUGCCUGAAACCUACCUCUGUGCCUGCCUGGUGGACUUCUUCUCCGGCUGCUCCUGUUACACCAACUGUGACACUGGAUAUCAGCAUGGGAACCUCUUCAUGUCCUUCUGAAGCCUGUUGCAGGAUGUGGCUGAUGCCAUGAAUAGUGUCCACCAGCAGGGUGCCAGGGGGAUGGUAGUAAGGGCAGAGGUAGGCAGUGGCCCAAGCUUGGUUCCCUGGCCCUGCCCUGUCCUUGUGACCUACCUGUUCAGCACCAGUGAGGCUGAAGCCUCGGCCAGCCCCUGGAGGUCCUACUUCGACCUGAUCAUGGUGGACACGCAGCAGCCCUGCUUCUUUUAGGAAGGGAGGGUCAACAUGGACUUGGGGAAGCUAGGCGUGAGCACCUACACAGGGCCCCACCAGCACUAUGCUGUCUACUCUGGAGGCUCGUCCGACAUGGUUUGUGAGCUCCUUGGGGUUUGGGGGAAGGACAUCCUGUACAUUGGGGACCACAUUUUUGGGGACAUUCUCAAGUCCAAGAAGUGGCAGAGCUGGGGGACUUGCCUAAUGGUUCCUGAGCUGUCCUGGGAGCUGGACAUCUGGGCCCUGGAGAAGGAGCAGUAGGAGGAGCUGAACAGGCUGGACAUGUGCCUGGUGGACCUGUAUCAGCACAUAGAUGGGAGCAGUUGUGAGCUGUAAGUCAUCAACUUCACUAAGAGAGACCUACAGAUGCCGCAUGAGUUGGUUGUAUAGCAAGAAUGGGCCAAUCUGGACCCUGCCUCCUGCCUCCUCUCUUGCAGCCAGAGGAACUGCAGGGAAAGGGGUGGGGCGAAGGAUAUGAGACAAGAGAAAGUGGAGAAAGGCUGUAGGCUUUGGAUUCGAGUGCUGCUCCUAAAUCUCAGGAACGUGUCUGCGUAG